Vespa mandarinia (Asian giant hornet) is the source of this 1820-nucleotide messenger RNA. RefSeq lists its product as uncharacterized. Lineage: Eukaryota; Metazoa; Arthropoda; Insecta; Hymenoptera; Vespidae. The record is from RefSeq and is a predicted model, not a curated record.
UCUUUCUGUCUGUUUUACGUGUCGUAAAUUUUCUAUUCUUUCUUUUUUUUAUAAAUGCGCUAUAGUCGCAAAAAAAAAAAAGAAAAAGGUAAAAGAACGUUGUUAAAUAUCCUUCGAAUGUAAAUAUGUCAUAUUUUUGAAGAUGCAAAUGAGUGAAGAAACUUUCGAAAUUUUACUUGAUGUAAUGGAAAAACACUUUGCAGCUUUAAAACUUUUAGACGACGAACCUGAACAUAAAUUGACCAGAACAGUCAGUUUUUCAGAUCUACCAUCUAGAACUAGUAGAAUACUUAUUGAACAAUGCUUCCAAACUCCAGAGUCUCCUAGUUUAAUGAGGCAAUAUAGUUGUGAACAAAUAGUUAAUAAAGCAAAUAAUAUCAGACAACUAAAAAUAUCAGAAAGUUUAUAUACAGAUAAUACUGAACAUAGAAGAACUUGGGAAACUACUAUUCCUCAUAUAAAUAAUUCGGAAGGUAUUGAUUGGAAUUUAUACAAACCUGUUAAUGAUUUAGCUAAUACGAACAAACCUCAAUGGGAUGAAAUAGAGUACAUGGAAGUAGACAAAAUUGAUUUAUCAGAUCAUAAUAAUAAAGAAAUUGAUACUGUUAAUUUGAUUAGUCCUAUAGAAGUAAAAUCACCAGAAGAUAAAACUGAACAAAUAAAAGAAUCAAACACUAUCUCUGAGAAAGAAUCAUAUGAAGAAAUAAAGAAGAAAUGCCGUUCUCUUGUAUCAUCAAUCAUGACAAAAAAUAAGGAUUCUGUGCACUAUUGCUACAAAAUUGCAUUUUUUAUAUUAAUACCAAUAUUUGUAUUUUUGAUAGCUGCUUUCUUAAAUCAAGAGGAAGAUGUAAAAUAUACUUGCAAUCAUAAGCUACAUUUCUCCAAUGCCAGUAUUGAGUUACAACAAAAAAUUUAUGGUCAAAAUAAACUUAUACCAUCUUUAAUUGAAUUUCUUGAAACACAUAAGGCCUGUACAAGGCUCGCGAUACUUGUAGGAAGUACUGGAGUUGGAAAAUCUUAUACUAUCGACAUUAUAAGAAGAAAUUUUCCAAGUCAAAAUAAAAUUUUACAAUAUAAUUCGCCUUUAAAUAAGGCUAACAUAAAUGGGAUUUCAUCAUAUCGUUGUAAUUUAAUUAUUUUCGAAAACUUAAGAGAGAAUGAUAUUUUAGACGUAGUGAACCUUUCAACUAACAUAUUUAAACUAAAAAAGACUUGUAUCACUAUGUUAGCAGUAGUUAACGUAGAGAAAGUAAGUCAUAAUUUAGAUCGUACGAUUGAAUUGGAUGCAAAAAUUGAAGAGAUUACAGCUGUGUUUUCUAAAGCAAACAACGAUGCAUACAUAUUUGGAUAUAAGCCUUUAAGUGAAGAAUCCUUGGAGAAAUGCAUAAUGCAAGCAAUGAAAGAUAGUCGUCUAAAACUUAGUAAAGAUAAAAUACUGCAAGUGAAACAAAGUCUGUUGGUAUCUAAUAGCGGUUGUAAAGGUGCUUAUGCAAAGGUGCAGAUCAUUGGUCGAGAAUAAUAUUUGAGAAUAUAUCAACUUAUAACAUAUUAUCUUUGAAAUAACUAAAUAAGAAGAUUGAUUAAAAAAUACAAUAUGAUAUAAUAUUUUCUUAUGAUCCAAUACUAAAUUGUUAUUUUAUUAUAUAUAUUUAGAAAUUAUCAAACUUGACCAAUUAUUAUGAACUGUAAUUCAUAAUAAAAGAUAAACAUAAUAGCAAAUAUUCUGUCAUAAAUACGAUUAUUUUCAUAUAGUGAAAGCACGUUUUACAAACUAUGAUAUAAAUGUGUAUUCAAAUUUUAUGUUAUACUUUGUGAUUGUA